AUGUCAUCAACCUCUAAUCAUCCGAUUAAUCCUCCUCCUCCUCCCACAAACCUCAAUUGCCACCGCCGCCACCGUCGCAAGAAGAAAAACACUCACCCCAUCCUCGAUAAUCCCGAUCCCGACCCGCAUUCCGAACCCGAAUCCUCCCACCCUCCACCACCAGCCGCACCAGAACCCGAACCCGAACCCAAACCCCAAACCGAACCAUCACCGUCGUCGCCAUUGCCGAUCGAUGACCCUCACGUUCGGAUCGCGAUGUACGUGGCGAUGGCCCACGCGGGCCUCGCCUUCUCGCUGGCCCUCCUCUACGGCGUCACAAAGCUCCUCCAAGGCUACUGGCGGCCGAUCCACUGGGCGAUCCUCUGCUCGAUGCCUCUCCGCGAGCUCCACACCGCCCUCGUCUCCUUCUGGUCCCACUCCCUCAACCUUGGCCUAUUCGAAACCCUAAUUGCCAUCCCGAUCGCCGCCCUCCGCGCCACCACCGCCUCCCUCAGUCGAUUCCCACACCGCCAUCCAGUGCUGCCUCCUUCGCCGCCGCCCCAACUGCAGAAAGAGGCAGAUCAGAUUCUCCAAGCUCGUUCAAUGGAUCAUCUCUUUCGCUCUCUUCGUCAUCGCGUCGCCACCACUCUCUCCGCCAUCUCCUCUGUUCGCCGCAGAGGCAGAUUAAAAUUCAAAAAUACCAAUAAUACUAACAGCAAUAGUAACUCCCCCGCUAAUUUUGGCGGGAAAAUUAGCCGGUGCAUAACGAGCAUGAUGCUCAACAGGUUGAAGACGGCGGUGGCGAUUGGCCUGAUCACGGUGAUGAUCGUGGGAUCUGUGUUGGGAUUCUUUUUCUUUUCGUAUAAGAUCGCAAUUGAAGGGAAAGGAGCUGUGAUUUCACUCAAAGCACAUUUGGAAGAGAUGAAUUACGAUUACGCCGGGAGGGUCGGAUUAAAGAAAUGGAUGAAUGCAAAUCAGGUUCCGGAAUUGAUCGACGAUUACGCCACCAAGUUCUUCGAAACUGUUUCGCAGAACAUCGAUUCUCUGGCGGCGCAUUACAAUGUGACGGAGGUUGUUGACAGUGUUAGGCAUUACUUGAGUACAAAUCAGGAUCAGAUUCAUAAUCCCAUGUCGAAUAGUAAUGAAUCGGGCCGCAAUUUUUCGAGUAGUAUUAGUACUAAUGGUGAUGAUCAGCCUAAUUUUUCGGAGAAGUUUCGUGGCAUUCAAUCCCGGGUGAGGAACAGAGAAUGGGGCGUGAUCCUAUAG
This is a messenger RNA of Pyrus x bretschneideri (Chinese white pear), 1245 nucleotides long. RefSeq lists its product as uncharacterized. The record is from RefSeq and is a predicted model, not a curated record. Lineage: Eukaryota; Viridiplantae; Streptophyta; Magnoliopsida; Rosales; Rosaceae. The transcript is spliced from 2 exons. Bases 1 to 1245 code for a protein of 414 amino acids.